CUGCCCUGACGUGGCUGCCGUCGCUUCGGGGUGGGAGGCGGACGGCGGCAGGCGGCGCGGAGAGCAAACGAGAGAGCUGCUCCCGGCGGCGGUAGCAGAAGCAGCAAAGGAUGCUCCGGUCGCCAUGGCAGCAGCAGCGGCAAGAGUACAACUGGUUCUGUAAACUCUAACUGGCCAAGGAACUUGGGGCAAUGAAAACCUUUCUUGCAGCUGUUGAUUGGGUAUCUAUGGAUUCCAAACCAGGAGGACAAGGUUUGGUGGAUAGCCAGCUCAAGUGCCUGGCCGAAAAGCAAAGGAAGUUGUUGGUCAUGUGUAGUCAUUCGGGAGCUCUCUGAUCAACAGCUCAGUGGUGCCUUGUAACAGCCAAGACUUCAUCCUGCUUCCAAGUGAACUCUUCCAACCCUGUCCCCCAAGAACCCUUUGAUUAAUUUUUAUUCAUCUUGGAGAGGCAAUGUCAAAUGAAAUUAUUGACAGAAGUUAAUUUUUGAAGACAGAGAAAGCAAGGCAACAACAAAAGAAAAGUUGGGAAAUAAAAAUCCUUUAUUUACUUAGUUUUCUUCAGAUGCAUUGUUAAUUGACACAUAUUUGGUGGCAGCUUAAUUUUUUAAAGGAAAUUGCAGCAGUAACCUAAACAAUAAAACAAAUAGUACAAAUAUACAACAUGCCCAAAAACUAUUGUCCAAGCCUACAGUAAAUCAGCAAUUAUACAGAUCAGCAAUUUAAUACAUGUAACAUCAAGGGACCUUAUAAUUUUUCCCCCCCAAAAAAACAUGUGGGACAGACAUAAGUUAAUAUCCUUAUAUAGAAGCUGUUCAGUAAUAGUGGUCUUUCCUUUUAAUAAAAUAUAGGAAUCUUACAACUCAUUGAAGAUGCUAACUUUCCUUGAAAACAAAGCAGUGUCUUCACAGCAAAUAAGAGCAAUUCAGUUUUGUGUUGUCAUGGCUUUUGCUCUAUACAAAUCAUUUUUUCUGGAAUAAAAAUAUUUUUCUUAAAAAAAGAGAAAAUAAUCAAAAGAAAAAAGAGAUGGAUCAGAACCAUGUCAGAGAAACAUGUGGAUCAGAACACUGUACAGUAAUAAAAAAAAGUGAUGGAUGUAGGUGAAAAGAACAACAAGGAGUGAAGAAAGACAUUGUAUGCACCUCAUGGCAAUAGCUAGACUUUUUUUCUGCAGCCUUCUCCUGUUUAGGAGAUAGCCACGGAAGUAAUCAUUGGGUUCUCUCUUCUGUGUGGAUUCAUAUCCCUGGAAGGAGGCUGCACAAUGAAUCGUGGAGGCGACAGCAGCUCCAUGGAGGAACUAUCCAAAGCUACUCUGCACAUUAACUCACUUUGGUGGCUGGCUUGUGGGCUUCUUGCGCUGUUAGCCAACUCCUGGAUAAUCUUGAGCAUCACAGCGAAGCAACAGAAGCACAAGCCCCUGGAGCUCCUGCUCUGCUUCCUGGCAGGGACACACAUUCUCAUGGCUGCUGUGCCACUUACAACCUAUGCCGUGGUACAGCUGCGACGUGAAUCUUCUGACUAUGACUGGAACGAAAGCAUUUGUAAGGUCUUUGUCUCUACCUAUUAUACAUUGGCCUUGGCCACAUGCUUCACCGUGGCCUCUUUAUCUUAUCACCGUAUGUGGAUGGUAAGAUGGCCAGUCAACUACCGGCUGAGCAAUGCCAAGAAGCAGGCUCUGCAUGCCGUGAUGGGCAUCUGGAUGGUCUCCUUCAUCCUUUCUACCUUGCCAUCCAUUGGCUGGCAUAACAAUGGAGAGCGUUAUUAUGCCAGUGGCUGCCAGUUUAUUGUCAGUAAGAUCGGGCUAGGCUUUGGUGUGUGCUUCAGCUUGCUUCUUCUUGGAGGCAUAGUCAUGGGCUUGGUAUGUGUGGGUAUUACUUUCUACCAGACCUUAUGGGCACACCAAAGGCAUCAUAGAUGCCAUCACCAAAGAACAGAAGAUGCCUCUUCUUGUCCUUCUUCAGUUCACAACACUUUCAAUGUGCCAGCCAUUGUAGUAGAGGAUGUCAGAGGCAAAAGAAGAUCAUCACUGGAUGGAUCUGAAUCGGCAAAGACUUCCAUGCAGAUGACCAAUCUCAUCAGUGCAAUUGUUUUUCUGUAUGACACGCUGACUGGUGUACCCAUUUUGGUGGUCAGCUUCUUCAGCCUACGCUAUGACACUGCUCCCACCUGGAUGGUGCUGGCAGUGCUCUGGUGCUCCAUGGUGCAGACGCUGCUACUCCCAUCAUUCAUCUGGUCUUGUGAACGUUAUCGGGCAGACGUCCGGACUGUCUGGGAACAAUGUGUAGCAAUAAUGUCAGAAGAUGAUGGGGAAGAUGAUGGCCCUGGUGAUGAUUAUGGAGAUGGAAGGUUCUGCAAGGUGCGAUUCAAUGCCAAUGGUGCUACAGCCAUGAAGCAGGAUCCUAGAGAUGCUAAGCUGCUGCCAGUGCACCAUAUGCUGUUGCCCCAUGACAGGGUACAUUAUUUGCAGGUUCCUAUCUCCCGGAGGAUGUCUCACGAUGAAACCAAUAUCUUUUCCUCCCAUCGUUCAACUCCUUCCUUCCUUCACAAGUGGUCCUCAUCGGAUGACAUUCGGGUGGCUGCUCCAUACAGACAUGGAGGACCCUCCAGUUUUCUGCCUCCAGAGUUCCGUAGCUACCAUCCCCGUCGAUGUUCCCCUGAGGAUGAGUUCACUACACUUCGGCAUUUUCUAGAAGCCGGAAUGGCUCGGGGACCUGGACCUGGCUCCAGUGCUUGCUUCUUCCGUGAUGAGAUUACGACCUUUAUUGAUGAAACACCGGUGCCCUCCCCUCACAGCACCCCACAUCACUCACGCCUCCCAUUCACAGUACAGCGUGAGAGGCACCAUUCCCUAAACGGUGCCGAACUAGAAGGCCCCGAUAGGAAUCAACAGUGUUCAUUGACUGAUGGCGAAAGUCUAUACCUCUGUGCUGGAGAACAGGGGCCUGGCAAAUGGACCAUGACAGCUCAUGGGGCACAAUCCUUGCAGGAAGUCAGCCUACACAAUGGCACCAAAGGCAAUAGCUCUGCUGUGGAUUUUUAAGGAAAUCCCAGAACUCAAAAUUUAGGCUCCCAUUUUUUUCUUGAUACUCCAAGAGGACAAGAGUUAUGCCAUAAGGGAACCUGAUACGGAGUGGGGAAUAGUAGUGAGAGGGUAGAAAAAUGUCAUGGCUGGAGAGCACAAUGGCAUCCUGCUUUCAGUGGACAGCUUGAGUCCAGACCACCCUAGUUAAAUGAGAGCACUCUUUCUCUGCUCUCGGCAGCGUUGUUAGCACUAUCCAUUUCUCACCUUUCUUAGCUCCACUCAUGAGAGGAAAAAAAAUCGGCUGUGGUGAGAAGGAAUAUAUAUAUAUGGAAAGUAUAUUCCAUAUAUAUAUAUAUGGAAUGUCACAUGUGUCUGGUUUUUGUUUUAGUGUUAAUUAAUCAUGUUUUUGUGCUAUUAAAGUGAUUCAGGCUACAAACCGAUAUGUACUUAGCUGGGAAUUAGUGCCCCUAAAACUACAGGAUGCACCACAAAGGUAUAUAAGAGAGUGCUGUCAUCAAGUGCUUAGUAAGUCUUAGCAGGACAAACUGGGAAGAAUCACCCUCAGCUAACCUUACCUACCAAUGAAGUGCAUUAAAUGUGAAAAGAGGACUCACUUGCAGUGAUCAUGAAAGUGUUUAUCAUGCAUUCCAAUGUUGUUUGAUUAUGGGCUAUCAAGUCAAUGUUGACUUCUAGAGAUCAGUAGCUCACAUGUAAUACUACAGCAGUUCUUACAAUGGGUUUCUUGGAAAGCAUUAUCAUCCAUACAUUACAGAUGAGGAAGGAUAAUGGGAGACAUAAAAUGUUCAAGAAAGAAAUGGACAGUCACCAUCAACAGAGACUGAUGAAAGCAGGAUUUCAUUAGAUCUUUGACAGCUAUCUUUUAUCAUUAUUCCAUCACAGAUGCAAACAUGAGCGGAGCUAGUGCCAAAAACUGGAAGAAAGAUACUAUAAACAGCUGAACUUGUCUGGGUUCAUAUUUUCAAAGUUUAUUUUUAUGCCAGAUCUAUCCCCAGAGGGUAGUAGUUAAUUCAGGGGAAAGAGAAGAAGGGGUUUGUCUAGUGUUGUAUUCACAGUUGAAAUAUUUCCAUAUGAUGUUUUUAGUGUGCAGUUAGAAUUUUAUGAAGGUGAAGAUGUUAUUUUCCAUCAGUCAGUUUUCCAUGUUUCCUACAACUAUUUUUUACCAAAGAAAAUGCAUUAAGGAAAGAAAGAUGGAAUAGUGGCAUGGUGCCUUUUGAUUGGUACUACCUAAGAGACAACCAUUUGAGGAUAUGGAGUAUGGAUAUAUCAUGCCUUGUUCACUCACAUUUUGUUGGUAAUGGGGGAACAUACAUAUCAGUGAUGGGUUGCCCCGGUUCGGACCGGUUCACAAGAACCGGUAGUAAAACCAGUGGGAGGCUCCACCCACCGACACGGAUGUCAUCAGGAAGUUUCUGUGCAUGUGCAGAAGUGUGUGCAUGCACGGUCCCGUUGCAAACCAGUAGAAAAGGUAAGUGGAACCCAUCCGAUAUAUAUGUGAUCCAUCUAUGUUGUAGCAGAUGGUAGCAACUAUCUGAUUUUGACUGAUAUCCCCCAAAAGCUAAACAGAGUUGGAUCUAGUUAGUAAUUAAAUAGAAAUUACCAGGAAGUGCUAGUAGGCUGGACCAGGAACUCAUCAAACAUUCCAGAAGACAGCUUUGAUUUUUAUUCCUUCAUUUUACUUCUAAUGAUCUUGAUCUUUAGUCCCUUCAAAUAACAUCGUGGAAUGUGAUUUCAUUUUUUUUCUUUGACCCUUCUCACAAAGUUCUUUAAAACUUUAACAAACCUCUUUUGUAAAUCCAUAGGAAAAAUAUCCAGAGUUUCUCUUAAUUAAAAUGGAUAUACAAGUAACAAAUUAUGAUGAUCAGUUGUUCUUUUGUAUGUCCAGUGUAAGAUCUUUUUCCAUAUCCUUCUUGUAGCUUGUCAUCUUUAAAUCCACUUUCAAUUCAGUCUCAAUCUUGUCAAGUAAAACCUUUCAUAACAUCUUAUUAAACACAUUCUAUAAUGACACUCUUAAAAUUAACUUCUGCAUCCAUGGUUCAAAAAUAUAUGUCAAUGUGUCCAAUAUUAAUUUUGUUUCAUUCUGUAAUUGUAAGUUGAAAUUGAGAUUUCUCUUUUCAUUGUAAUUUUUAGUUCUCUCUAG
Molecule: messenger RNA, 5177 nt
Organism: Ahaetulla prasina
Lineage: Eukaryota; Metazoa; Chordata; Lepidosauria; Squamata; Colubridae
Gene: GPR162
Product: G protein-coupled receptor 162
Exons: 5
Coding region: 1259-3037 (592 amino acids)
Biological process (GO): G protein-coupled receptor signaling pathway
Cellular component (GO): membrane
Molecular function (GO): G protein-coupled receptor activity
Source: RefSeq, a predicted model, not a curated record